Hippocampus comes (tiger tail seahorse) is the source of this 7499-nucleotide messenger RNA. It is a transcript of the gene spg11, whose product is annotated as SPG11 vesicle trafficking associated, spatacsin. The record is from RefSeq and is a predicted model, not a curated record. Gene Ontology annotation, biological process: synaptic vesicle transport; axo-dendritic transport; axonogenesis. Gene Ontology annotation, cellular component: dendrite; synapse; cytoplasm. The transcript is spliced from 40 exons. The coding region runs from base 146 to 7264 and encodes 2372 amino acids. NCBI's taxonomy places the organism in Eukaryota, Metazoa, Chordata, Actinopteri, Syngnathiformes, Syngnathidae.
AGCUGAUGGUUGUGACGUGUCACGUGACCGACAGUCCCGAACAGCUGUAAUGUUUACAAAAUGUCUCGUGUUUGUGGUUGCAUUGGAUGCUUUCUUGUGAGUAACUGCAUGCUGUCUAAAAAGUAGACGUCGCCCUGGGGACGAGAUGGUGGAGAGCUCUUUCGCCUCCGCCCUCGAGGUGGCUCUCCUGCCAAGCAAGCAGCACUGGCGGGAGGUGGGCGAUGUCCGCAAGGCUCAGCUCGCACCCGGUGACGGCGUUUUGCUCGGCUGCCUGAAGCUCGACGGGACGCUGGUGUUAUGGGACCCGGCCGACGAGGAGGCAGCUCGGGUGAAGCUGGACGGAAGCUACCAGGACUUUACCUGGGAGGAGGCUGUGAAUGGUUGCCCCAGAGAAGGCAGAGCCACGCGCCUGCUGGCCGUGGGCUCCAGCUGCGAGGUGAGGAUGUUGGAGGUGGAUGCUGAGAAGGGAACUGCGCUCUCUGUGCGCCUCAUUGGCGAGUGUCCUGCACAGUGCCUCCUGCAGGAGCAGCAUGCGUACUCAGGUGGGCGUAGCCCGCAGGUGGCACAUGUGCUGUCGUUCACAUCGGGUCACUGCCAAAUGCUAUUGGAUGGCGUCUGGCUGCUGCGGCUGGAGUGGUCGCCUGCGCAGGAAGCAGCACGGGCUCUGAGCUGCACCCGCCUCGGCCCGGCGGACGGCGGCGCUUCGGCUGCGGUCCAGUGCUGCGUGCGUCAAGAUGUCGCCUUCACCUUCAGCGAGAGCGGGCUGAUCUCCAUGUACGAUGUGACCAAUGGCGUCCUCUUGGCCUCCGUGGACGUUCCCGCCUUUGUGAGCGCCGGUCUGACAGAUGAGACACAGCCGGCUGCUUUGUGGUCACGAUUGCGUCUCCUGGAGGUGUCGGCCGACAUGAGCACGGCCGUCAUCGUCACGCACAACAACGCCGCCGCCGCUAUCGACCUCGACGACUACUUCAGGAGGAACCCUGAUCACCUGCUGUGUCAGGCCAAGCCCACCGGCCCACCCCUGCGACCUCAACGACCGAUCGAUGAGGACAAAGUGACAAGUGCCAGCUGCAGCCUGGCCGCGCUGGGACUCGACUUCAAUGCCGACAGGUCUUGGAGCUUUCGUCUGGCAUCCAUGUACAACGCAGCCCAGGAGUCUUCCAUGUCAUCAUCGUUCCGACCGCUCGCCACCUCCUGGUCUUUGUCACUCCCCCGCCACGGGUCCAGCCAAGCCGCUCCCCCGGCGCGCAGCAAGGUCCCUCUAGGGGGCGCCAACAUCACCUUCGCCGUGCCGGAGUCGUCCGUCCCAUCUCUGCUGUCCGUCUGUGACCUCUCUGCUAUGUUGGUGUUUGCGUGUCCCGGAAACACGCAGACUACCGCUGUCCUGUGGGAUUUUGUAACUGGGAAUGUGAGCUACCACCAGGUGGAAGGCCCGGCAGCGACAGUGGAAUUUUGUGGAAAGAAACAUCACGCGGUGCUUCUCAAGAAGUCGGGAAUGUUCCAGGUUUUGUUCUCGAUGUCACAACAGGAACUCCUGAGUAGUUUGAUGAUGUUUGGCAGUGCGGCAACCGUGGACGCGCUUUGUCACCUCAACACAUGGGAGCGCUGUUCCAUCCCCAUCCACUCCCUGAAGGCAGGAGUUAAGAACCGGCAACUGGAUACGGUGGAUUUCUACCUGAAGAGCAAAGAAGACAUUCUGAAGACGCACAGCACAACCAGCUUCACACAACGCGUCAAGACUUUGUGUCCCGCCUUGGACCUGCUGUGCGCUGCCAUCCGGGAAUCGAGCAACGACGCUCAGAGCCGUCAGUUCUCGGAACAGCUUCUCAACAUCACGCUGAGCUUCGUCAACACGCAGAUACGCUACAUGCUAAUGCACAUGAGCUACGAGGAUGAAGACGUGCGCUGCUGCGUGGACAUUCUGAACGAAUACCUGACGGGGCUCAGAACUUUCAUGAAGAAAUAUCCGUGGCCUGCAGAGGGCACCAAAGACCACAAAGAACAAGCACCUGUGGUGGACGAGGAAGACGAGUGGGAUGGACUUCCCACAGAGGAAGUAGUCCGUGUGUCCAUCCUGACCAAUCAGAUCCCCAGAGCCCAGGCGGUGUUUAGGCGGCGGGGUCUUCCAGAGGGGCGUCUUCCGGCCCUGAGGGCAACAGGCUUGCGUCUGGUCUUUUCCUGUCUGGAGGGACGAGACCUGCCGACCGCCAUCGCUCUCCUCACCAACAUGGGUUUCAAUGUGAAGAAGGAACUGCAUCGCAUCUGCAUCUACACACACGACAGGGACCUCAGGGACUUUGUGGGGGAGGAGCUACGCAGACGGCAUCAUUUUUCCGAGGAGGAGCUACGCAGCUUGGCGUUCAUGAAAGAAGUGGCACAACUGGCGUCCCUCCCGCCUCGCCAGUAUGCAGACAGCACCUCGGAUAGCAGGCUGCUACAGCUGCUUCUGCACGAGGAGGCACUAGCAAGUGGAGAUCUCCUGAAGAUAGCCCUGGGUCAGGAAAUGUGUGAGCAGGAAGAGGCGGGGCUUUGGCAGGAAGUGAGGCUGGAUUGGGUGAAGAACUGGGAGCAGAGCAGCAGGACAGCCAUCUUGUUGUCCAGACAUCAGCGUGACGAGUUGAGCUGGUGUGACAGUGCAGUGCUGUGGAGUCACAUGACCUCAUUCCACAACCACGUUGCCUUGGAGGCUUGGGUGGAGAGCAUUGAAGCUUCUGAUGCCACCCAGUGGCCAAAGUUGACAGCAGAAGUGGUCAACGGCAACACGCGGAGCAGCCGCUUCCUCAGGGAGAAAAUCCUGGACAUGCUCGCCAGGCAGGGCAUAUUCAUCCCCGACGAGCUAUCCGACUUGGAUCAACUUUUGUGGCGUGUGGCUCAAUGUAGCUGUCUAAUGUCGUCGUCGCCACUGCCCAUCCCUCGGCAUCUCGGUUUGGACAUCCACUCACGGGUCAUCAAUUGGUGUCUGGAGCGGCAACUGCAAUUCCUCCUCUACGCCUACCUAGAGCACUACAGGUUGACUCCCAGGAACUGUCCUGUGCUGUCGAAUGGAGGCCCGACUCACUCACAGCCCUGGUCAGAUAUGAUGGUUAAAAUGCAGGAAGUCACCAGUAACAUAACAGACCCAACAUUGGUCCACCAGGCCAGUCUGACGUGCGCUCAGCUUCUCUUACCAGGAAGUCCCCCAUCCCUCGGCUCCCUUCUCCUGGAGGGUCACAGUCUCCUCGCCCUUGCCACUAUCAUGUUCGCCCCCGGGGGCAUCGACCAGGUGGUGGCCCAGCGUGAAAGUCAGUCCCGGGCGGAGUUCUCCGUGGACCCACAGCUGAUGAAGAUGGCACUGACGGCGUAUCCCAAACUGAAGGCGGCGCUGUUCCCGGCAGGAGCGCGAGGGCCCGGCCCCUUCACGGAUGUAUCUGUGUACCACCUUCUGCAGGCGCUGCAUCCUCUCGACCCAUGCCGACUGUUCGGCUGGCAGACGGGAAACUCACUAAACUCUGCCGAAACAACAGAGCUGCCUCACUUCUCCAGCCCGCAUCUGGUGGACUCCUUCGCCCUGGUAGAGCGGCUGGACUUCCUGUAUUAUCUACAAAAUGGCCGACCGUCCUUCGCCUUUGCCACCUUCCUGCUGCAGCAGAUGAUUGGCUGCCAAGACGUCGGCCAAACUUUGCAGCAGGCCCAGCAGCAGGUACACAUUUUGGCGGUGCAGAGUUUCAAUUUGCUGCCGGUGGUGUCGGCGGCAGUUUGUUUCUGCGAGCUUCUUGGCCUCAGUAGCCUUCAAAUCAGGGUUGACGUUAAGGUCCUCAACAUCAUCUGGACCCACUGGAAACUCAACCACACGCGCUGUGGACACACACAGACUCUGCACACUCUGGUGUCUAAAGGCGUCAAGAUGGUGGAGGCGGAGCCAGGAGCAGCAGAGGAGCUGAUUGACUUCCUGGAAGCUGCAGUGAUUCAUAGCCUGGAAGCCAAAAAUGUCAACAGGAGUUCGUGGGAGGCUGCUCAGGAUUGGUCUUUGCCGGUGGAGUUUUGUCGUCUUCAUGGUCUUCCUCUCAGCUGGGUUUAUCCUGCCCACUGUGCGCGUGACGGGCAUUUCCUCAACUUCCUGUUGUUCGUACAAUUACAUCACUUCACUUCACAGCAGGUGGGCUCCCUGCUCUUCCACUUUAGCCCCGCCCUCCAGGACCACCUUCAUAUGGCGUUUGGUGAGCUGCAGUUGUUCACUGGAGGGUCUUCGGUGGGCCCUCCGACCCCCCAAGACCUCUUCCGGGUAUUGUUGCGGAGCCAGGAGGAGGCGCAGCCGAGCAGGUACCUGCUGCAGGAGGCAUUGAAGCAUCGCUGCCCCUCAUUGGCCGUGUUCGCUGCCUGUCAACAGGAGGCGGAGCUUGUGUCCUGUCUGUGCGUGUGGCUUCUCACCGUCAUCGAUGACAUCACCGCCCAGAAAGUCGCCGCCAGUCUGUCUGCCUCCCCCCAGCCACAGCCAUGGACCCUGCACCACUUGUCAAUCAUCUGGAGGACCUUCCUGGGCCGGGGCUUGCUUGGACCCCAAACCCUUUUGCGGGGAUUUCAGCUCUUCAUGAGGGACUGCCCCCUAUUGGACGUGCUCAGCAUGUUCCUGCUCUGCUCCGACCACAAGAACUUCAACAAAGCCAAAAUCAAACUCCAAAACUUCCACACCAGCAUCACCAAUCUGAGCAUCAGCGGCGAGACGCCGCCCGGUGGUGUGCCGCUGCAGUGGUUGUGUAGUGAGGCAUGGUUUUUGCUCUUGCUCUUGUGUCAGCGUACGUGCUCACACUUUGAGCUGCGGCGCCUCCUGCAGGUCUUGGCGGACGGCGACAUGAUGAGCAAGGACAGCGGUCCAGAUUUCAGGAAGCUGAGUCAGCUGAGUGAACUCCUGCAGGGUUCAGGAGUGUGCGUGUCUCCCAAGUUGUUGCAGUGUAAUUCGUCUUCUGUCCAGCAGGAGGAGUUUCAGGCCAUCGUAGAUGCUCUGCAGGCAGGCGGUUACUACGCUAAAGCACGAAGCGUAGCUACGCUGGCACAACUUCCCGUGCAACGGCUGCUCAUGUGUCAGCUGAGCCAUGAGUUGGAGCUUCAGCGUUCCAAGCGUCAGUGGUCCCGGCUGGAGACUCGUGUCUGCUUUUGGAGGAAGUGUCACCAGCACCUUGAGGACGAGCGCGUGGAUCCCGACUCGGCUUCCCGCUUCUUCCUGUCUCAGGCAGACUCCGCGCCGUCCGAUUCGUCGGCGGGCUCCGAGUUUCAGUCAGAGCUGCUGGCGCUAAGAGAAGGCUGCCUGCUGCUGGCCGUCGCCGCCCACUGGUUAUCGUUGCGCCACCCGGCUCCCGUGGAGCAGAUAGAAAGCCUGGAGAAGAAGCUGUGGAUGGGUCGUAUCCGACAGCAUUCCCUGGUGGCUGCCAUCCAGAGAGAGAGCGUCUUCAACCUCCUUCAGCCAGACGUCAACACGUACGACGUCCUUAUGAAGGACUUCUCAUUCUGCAACAUUCCCGAGCUGCGCACGGACACGCUCCUCAGCCUAGAAGGACUUCCCGGUCCAGCCGAGGAGCAUCUGGAAGUGGAUCCGCUCCUUGAGCCGACGGAGAAGAAAACUCUAGCGCUGCUGCUGGAUGCCGCCUUGGACGCAGGAAGCAUCUACGAAGUCAGCCGCACCUGUCGAUACUUCUCGCUCUAUCAUCCUGAUCUUUGGCUGUUGCUGCGUUGCCGAGGCCUGGCCUCCGGAGAACUCGCAACCCAAACGCUGGACGAGCCUGACGAGCCACCCAGGAGGCUCCUACAUGCCUCUCCGUCUGUGAGCAGCAUGUCGUCCUUCGUCCUGCUUCCUCCUCUUCCUGAAGAUGACAUUGCCGUCCAGUUGCAGAAGAUGGCUGAGCGGUGUUGCCAUGGCAACAACUACUGCAAACAAGUCCUUAGCCUUUACCAGCUCUCGAAGGAGCUGCAGUGUCCCUUCAGUCAGAUGAGCAGCGAGGAUCCCGGCUGUGUUCUCGAGAGACUACUGCUGUGCGACCAUCCCGAACGCUUCCGGAACGCUCAAAUGUUCAUCCGAGCUCAGAAUUUCUCCGCCGAUGUCGUAGCCGAGUUGGUGGCAACCACUCUGGUGCGCGCCACAAAAGCCCACGCGCACCAGAUGCAAACUGAGAGGCAGGUGAUCCGACCGUCUGAGGGUCGGGAGUCACUGAUUCAGCUGAUCACUUUGUGUGAGGAUCCUAACCUGGUGGGACUCAAAGUUCUGGAGAAGCUGGAGACCGUACCACUCAGGGAGCUCAGCUGCAUCGUGGAGUUGCUCAUUGUGGCCCAUGACUGCUUCAGCGUGAUGUGCAACAUGGAAGGAAUCGUCCGAGUGCUGCAAGCCGCCAGACACUUAAGCCACGCCUACUUGGCCCCUGGCGAGCACUACGGCCUCUUGGUGCGGGUGCUGACUGGAAUUGGCAGAUACAACGAGAUGACGUACGUGUUUGACUUGCUGCAUCAGAACCACCGCUUUGAGAUGCUGCUCAGGAAGAAAAUGGACAUGGACAGAGGACAGAGCGCAAGCCUGAAGACGGCACUGUUGGACUACAUCAAGCGCUGCCUGCCCGCCGACAGCGAGAAGCACAACAUGGUGGCGCUGUGUUUCAGCAUGAGGCGCGAGAUCGGCGAGAACCAUGAGAUGGCCGCCAGGACGCAGCUCAAGAUCAUCCAGUCUCAGGCCUGGGCAGUGUUGUCUCCGGAGCUCAAAAGUUCUCUGCUCAAAGUUUUGUCUCUGCUCAAGGAUGCUGCAGAGAGCUUCUCCAAGGACGCAUGCGUGCAUCAGGCGAGUCGCUGUGUGCGAUUGGCCAAGCUGGUUACGCUUCAGCUGCACUUCCUCAAUCAAGGCUCCGCCCUUCGCUUGGUUAACCUGCAGGCUGCUGACAUGAUGGACGCCGCCAUGGCGCUGCCCAGGUGUUACCAGGUAUUGGUGUUGUCAGAGGCAUACGGUUACAGUCCGGACUGGGCGGAGCUUGUGUACCAGAAGGCGGUCCUUAAUGGCGACUUCACUUACUUGGAUGAGUUGAAGAAACUCCGCCCACUGACCUCUGGCCUCUUUGAGGACAUUUUUAAGAAGCUGGAUAGUGCCCCCAGUGGCGUAACGGCAAACAUACGUCGCCUGCUGACGUACUGCGACGACAUUUAUCUGCGCUACCGCCUAGCAUACCGACGACAACUCGACGAUGUCACCAAGAUGCUGCUGCAGGAUGCAGCCGCCUCCAGCUACCUCAGCGAUGCCAUUGGCGCGCACUGACGCGUAAGACAGAUACCACAAGGUCAUCAUGGCGUUCUGUGACAACAUUUACAACUCAAAUUCACUGGUAUCUUAAAUCAAAAUUUCUUCACGGAAAUGGACUGAAAUGGCAUUAUGUUCAAGUUCCCCACAAAAAAAUUGUAAAGUGUUUUUAAUGAAGAAAAAUAGCAUUGUGCAUUCUUGUACUUUAUAAAGACAUACAGUAGCAACAUAAUAAAAAAAGUAAGGGAAUCAA